Messenger RNA from Photinus pyralis (common eastern firefly), 2101 nucleotides. RefSeq lists its product as uncharacterized. Gene Ontology annotation, molecular function: N-acetyltransferase activity. The transcript has 5 exons. The record is from RefSeq and is a predicted model, not a curated record. Lineage: Eukaryota; Metazoa; Arthropoda; Insecta; Coleoptera; Lampyridae. Bases 734 to 2026 code for a protein of 430 amino acids.
ACAAAAUGUCACAAACCUUUUAAUCAGACUCUGGAGGAUGUCUUUAAACACUUAGAGUGGGAAGAUAGAGGUUUAAAGAUAUUUGGACACCGUUUGAAUAAUUUAAGAUAUGCGGACGAUAUCGCCCUAAUAACUGACAAGAAAGAAGAACUGUCAGAAAUGUUGGAAGAACUGGACACUGUAGCAAAAAGAAUAGGUCUUAAUAUGCACUACACGAACACUAAAAUCAUAACAAACACAGAUGAAGAAAUAACAGUUCGAUGUAAAAAUAUAAGUUUUUUUUGUUUAUAUCACAUUUGUUUUGUUAACUUUUAGGGGGGUACAUAUUUUCGUUGGGACACCAAUACAAACAAUUUAAUCUGUGAUAUUACUAAUCAACAUUAGUGUAUAACUGUAAUCGACGUCCAAAAAGUCGCUUAUUAUUAUUUGUACCAUAUUCAAUGUUUGUACGUAGUUUACUUAUCGGUCGUUACCCGUGUCGCUUAAUAACUUUGAUAAAACUGACAAGAUAUACCGAGCGUAUCUUUAUAUGGAGAGAUAGAUUAAUAAGUAGGUACCUAAUCCUAGUUUCAGCCAAAGAGUAAGUAUUCUUUGGUUUCAACGUAGAUUUAAACGAGCUGAAAAUGAAAGAAUAUUAGAAAGUAAAGAAAACAGGAUACCCAAUAAUUGCAUCAAAUAUCACGAGGCAAAGGUGAAUGUGUCAACAAUAAAAAAAAACGCGUUAGUCAUCAAAAUGACUUUUCAUAUAAGACCGAUCACUACAGAAGAUGAGGACCAGAUUUCCGAACACAUGCGUACCAUCUUCAGGAGAGACGAACCUUUAAGUCGUUCUGUGGGACUGGCAGAUCAACUGAUCCAAAAAAGUCCAAGAACCCAAAAGGAUAGUUCAAAACGAGAAGUCUCUCUAGUCGCAGUGGACGAGCUUUCCAAUAUAGUUGGCUUGUGUUUGAAUGAAUUCAAGCAAAGAAACGACCCCGAAUCCCAUUUCAAAAGCACUAAUUCGGAUCUACAGAAGAUUGUCGAACUCGUAGAUUAUAUCGACAAAGAAGCAGAUGUAUUUAGCAAGUACCCUGACGUCAAUGGUAUUAUAUGCAUACACAUAUUGUCGGUAGUACCGGCUUGGAGAGGAAAGGGUAUAGCAAAGCAACUAGUAAUUGAAACAAGGAAAAUUGCUAACGCUCUAAACGCACAACUACUGCAAAUGGAUUGUUCUAGUUACUAUAGCGCGCAAUUAGCGUUACAAUUGAACUUUCGUUGCAUAUAUAAAAAGAAAUAUGCCGAUUAUUGUGUAGAUGGAACGCCUGUAUUUCUGAUUGACCAGCCACAUGAAGAAAUUGGAGUAUAUGUGCAGCAUACGAAGGAACAAUUUUUCAGUGUUCUAAUGGAUCAAUUUUACGUGAGACUAGCAACUGACGCGGACAAUGAUGAAAUAUGGGAGUUUUCAAAGAAAUUUUACUUUAAAGACGAACCCCUGAACAAUUUCUUACGUCUACACGAAUGUAUCGAAAGGGAUAGUUUUCCGAUAGUAUGUGAUAAAGACCGAAACUUUUUUCUGCUGGCAGUUGACCAACUUUCCAAUAUUAUAGCAAUAUGCAAGAUCGAACUAAUCAAGAGGGAUGACGCUAAAACUGCGACUAAGUGCGCUAAUGUCCAAUAUCAGAAAAUAUUGGACUUUAUUGAGUACAUUGAUAGAGAAGGUGAUUUGUUUAAUAAAUUUCCUCAGGUAGAGCAAGUUCUUCAGAUAAAGAGACUAUCGGUUGAUACUGCGUGGAGGAGAAGGAGCGUAGCUCAAAACAUAAUAAUGAAGAUAAGGGAACUUGCAACUGCAAUGAAUAUUCAACUCAUUCGCAUGGAAUGUACAAGUUACUACAGCGCCCAAUUGGCGAUUAAGAUGAAUUUUCAAUGCUUUUAUAGGAAAAAGUAUACGGAUUAUCAAAAAGACGGCAAGCCAAUAUUUUCGCCUGAAUACCCUCACGAAGAGGUUGGGGUGUAUGUGUAUGAUAUGUGUUCUUCUAAAUUAAGUUAAAAUUAUUUCCUCAAAUUCAUAAAUUACGUUUGUAUUUUGUCCCGAAUAAAUACAAUUUGUUUUUGUUUUUCUGUA